CUUGACAUUGACAAUUCGUGGCUUUCGAGAACGACGAGCGAAUCAGCGCAAAGCAUGAAUUUCCUUUGAAAAUAUCCAUCAAAAUUGAUUGCGCUUGCCAGAGAUUACAUUCGUAUAGUGUCAAAGGUAAAUAUCGCUCAAGAUAAAAUUAUUGUCGGAAAAAACCGAACGCAGAACGUAGUGAGAUGUUGUAAUAUAAUUUUACAUCGCAAUAGCUUUCGUGUAGAAACGCAGCAUGAAUUUGUUCUUUGGUAGAAAGGAGUGAGUUAUAUAACCUUGAAUCACGGGACUUUAGUAUUGAUCAGUUAAUAAUUUGUUCUUAAAAUAUUUUGUUGUGUAUCGAGCUUAUCAGAUCCGACACUUGUAGUUAGGGGUUGGCCACACAAAAACAAACAUGCAUCGUGCAAAGUUAAUCCUACAGGUCUCCAAAGUUGGCAACAGUGAGAGAUUUGCAUCAUGGCUCCUAAACAAACCACAGGCUGCUGCUGUCACAGUAAACGCCAACAGGCUGAAGAGUUCGACAGCAGCGGAGCCCUUCCUAAAUGGCUCAAGUUCGGCGUACGUUGAGACCAUGUACAACGCAUGGCUCACAGACCCCAACUCCGUACACGCGUCGUGGGAUGCAUUUUUCCGCAAUGCGACAAACGGCGCCCAGCCUGGCGCCGCGUACACACCGCCGCCGAACCUGGCGCCAUACAACAAAAAUGAAGUGCCGCUCACAUCGCUUGUGCCAACUAGCGGCGGGAUGCCUUCCAUUGCAGCAGGGUCCCCAAUCAACGAGAAAAUAAUCGAUGACCAUCUCGCGGUACAAGCUAUCAUCAGAAGUUAUCAGUCUCGAGGCCACCUGGUCGCCCAGCUCGAUCCCUUGGGUAUCUCGACGGGCGACCCAGUGUCGAGUGGUGAUUGGCACGGCGGUAUGCGAGCCUUCGCCAACGAGGCGGUCAUUAGACAGCACGUACGAUUCGAUGAAGCGGACAUGGACAGGGUAUUCAAACUACCCUCAACGACUUUUAUCGGCGAGAAAGAGAAGGCAUUACCCCUAAGGGAGAUCCUGAACCGUUUGGAGGAUGCUUACUGCAACAACAUCGGUAUCGAGUUCAUGUUCAUCAACUCGCUGGAGCAAUGUAACUGGAUCAGGCAGCGCAUGGAGCCCCCCAAUGUCACCAAGAUGAGUCCCGACCAGAAGAGGCUGGUCCUCGCGCGUCUCACCAGAUCCACUGGAUUUGAGAACUUCUUGGCUAAGAAAUGGUCGUCGGAGAAACGUUUCGGUCUGGAGGGCUGCGAGAUCCUCAUCCCGGCGAUGAAGCAGGUCAUCGACGUUUCUACAAAACUCGGUGUCGAGUCCAUCAUCAUGGGCAUGCCGCACAGAGGUCGUUUGAACGUGCUGGCCAAUGUUUGCCGCAAACCUCUCCACCAACUGUUCACACAAUUCGCUGGACUCGAGGCCGAGGACGAUGGUUCAGGUGACGUAAAAUACCACUUGGGUACCUACAUCGAGCGUUUGAACCGCGUCACCAACAAGAACAUCCGGCUGGCGGUGUGCGCCAACCCCUCGCAUCUCGAGGCCGUCGACCCCGUCGUGCAGGGCAAGACCAGGGCUGAGCAGUUCUACCGCGGAGACAAUGAGGGCAAGAAGGUGAUGUCGAUCCUGCUGCACGGCGACGCUGCGUUCGCCGGGCAGGGCGUGGUGUUCGAGACGAUGCACUUGUCGGACCUGCCCGCCUACACCACGCACGGCACCGUGCACAUCGUCGUCAACAACCAGAUCGGCUUCACCACCGACCCGCGACACUCGCGCUCCUCCGCCUACUGUACUGAUGUGGCGCGUGUGGUGAACGCGCCCAUAUUCCACGUGAACGGCGACAACCCUGAGGCGGUGAUGCACGUGUGCAACGUGGCCGCCGAGUGGCGCGCCACCUUCCACAAGGACGUGGUCAUCGACAUCGUGUCGUACCGCCGCAACGGACACAACGAGGUCGACGAGCCCAUGUUCACGCAGCCGCUCAUGUACCAGAAGAUCCGCAAGACCAAGCCAGUACUGGAGAAAUACGCUGACCAGCUGAUUACUGAAGGAGUAGUGACGGCCGAAGAAGUCAAAGACGUCAGGGAGAAAUACGAGAAGAUCUGCGAAGACGCGUACAACCAGGCCAAGCAGGAGACACACAUCAAGUACAAGGACUGGCUCGACUCGCCCUGGUCCGGAUUCUUCGAGGGCAAGGACCCACUUAAGAUGUCCCCAACCGGUGUAGUAGAGGAGACUCUGGUGCACAUCGGCAGACGCUUCUCGUCGCCGCCACCCAACGCGGCCGAGUUUGAGAUCCACAAGGGCUUGCUGCGUAUCCUCAAGUCGCGCAUGGAGAUGGUCGACAACAGGACCGUGGACUGGGCGCUGGCGGAGGCGAUGGCGUUCGGAUCCCUGCUGAAGGAGGGUAUCCACGUGCGCCUCUCCGGAGAGGACGUCGAGCGAGGAACUUUCUCGCACAGACAUCACGUGCUUCACCAUCAGAAGGUGGACAAGGCCACCUACUGCCCCCUCGCGCAUCUGUACCCUGACCAGGCACCUUACACUGUCUGCAACAGCUCACUUUCUGAAUAUGGUGUGCUCGGCUUCGAGGUCGGCUACUCGGUGACGAACCCGAACGCGCUGGUGCUGUGGGAGGCGCAGUUCGGUGACUUCAACAACGUGGCGCAGUGCAUCAUCGACCAGUUCAUCUCGAGCGGGCAGGCCAAGUGGGUGCGCCAGUCCGGCAUCGUGCUGCUGCAGCCACACGGCAUGGAGGGCAUGGGUCCCGAACACUCCUCAGCUCGUUUGGAAAGAUUCCUGCAAAUGUGCUCCGACGAUCCCGACUACAUGCCACCAGAGAGUCCUGACUAUGAAGUCCGUCAGCUGCACGACUGCAACUGGAUCGUCGCGAACUGCUCGACGCCCGCGUCGUACUUCCAUAUCCUGCGGCGACAGAUCGCGCUGCCGUUCCGCAAGCCGCUCAUCAUCAUGACGCCCAAGUCUCUGCUGCGUCAUCCUGAAUGCAAGUCGUCCUUCGACGACAUGAAGGAGGGCACCACUUUCAGAAGGGUGAUCCCCGAAGAGGGUCCCGCAUGUGAGAACCCGCAGAACGUGCGCAAGCUCGCGUUCUGCUCGGGCCGCGUCUACUACGACAUGCUCAAGGAGAGGCGCGACAGGGGACUUGAAAAGGAUAUCGCUAUUUGCAGAUUGGAGCAGAUCUCUCCCUUCCCGUACGAUCAGGUGAAGGCGGAGGUGGCGAAGUACCCGAACGCUCAGCUCGUGUGGAGCCAGGAGGAGCACAAGAACAUGGGCUCGUGGAGCUACAUCGAGCCGCGCUUCCGCACGCUGCUGCAGAACCAGAAGCAAAUCAGUUGCAGGGCAAAGUCCCAAUCUCAAGGGGGUAGUUGGUUAAGCCAACUGUUCGGACGUGACGCGCGACCGCAACAGUCUGUCGAACCAGACACUGAGACAGUACAGCGCACCAUUAGCUACAACGGCCGCGCGACCGCGGCGUCGCCCGCCACCGGCUCCAAGGCGGCGCACAACAAGGAGCUCAAGAAUCUGCUCGACGAGUUCUGCGUCUUAUAAACACGCCAACCCCCAACCACGUGUCAACUCUAAAUCGAAAGUAGUAACGUUCACAUCCGGAAUGGCAUUCACAAAUAGCGCUUCGAACACAGCCCGUCUUUAUUUAUAGAUAAAGCAACGUAUAAGGUAGAUGUUAUUGCGACUGUUUCAUGCCAUUCACGGUUACACUAGGUAACAAUAUAAUAGCAGUUAUAUAUGAGAAAUUAUAUGCCAUAUGUUAUAUCAAAUUCGCCAUUAUAUAUUAAUAUACACGAAGUAAUGCCAUAUGAAGGUAGUAGAAAAAUAAUAAAAAUAAUACCGAAACGAAAACCAUGUUUGAAUACAUUUAUUACUUUCGUCGAUCGAAUGAAGCUUCGCAACGCAUUGUUGGUCGUUGUUGUCAGUAUUGUGUUGUUACUAACGGCGCCACUAGGUAAGUUAGUUAGAUAAAUUCUUAUUUAUUUAUUUAAACGUAGUUUAAUCUGUGGCCUGUCAUCUAAAUUCAGUGUUAUUUAUUAUGUUUUUAAUGUAAUUUAGUCUCAUUUAGUCUCCACUUUUAAGGCCUCAUAUGAUAUUAUGUAACUGCGGUAAUCUAGUGUAAAUAAAACUAUAUAAUUCAUUAUUAAAUAGAUAAUGCAACUGGCUUAUAUUUGUGUAUAUCAUUUGAAGAUUUACUAGUCUGAAGUUAACUUAAAAUAAUUAUACGCACUCUGACUAUCGCUUGUCUAAACAAAUUAGACUAAGGUAAAGUCUUGGUAGAGUCGAAAUAUAACCAACAUUCUUGUUUAUUGUACCUCAUUUAUAUAACGAUAAUUUGCAUGUAAUAAAUGCACAAUCUCCUAUACUAAAUUAGUAUUCAGAUAUUUAUAGUGUAGAAUAAACAUCAGCGUUUCUCUAUUGUGAAAAUUAGUGCGUAGCUAUUGAGGGGCUUUUUGGAAAACAUUCGACCUCUAAAUUUAGAUUUAAUUAUCUCGUAGUUACCUUUGUUACCAACAGCAAUUGUAAGGAGUAACACCAACACGCUUUGUACAAAUCUAUGCGUACUAUACUUAUCUGUGUUAACAAUCAGAUUAUAUCGUCUAUAUGUGUAUUAAAUUAUCGAUAACUGUUUCAAUCAUUCGACGUAGAAAUUAUAAACGUAUGAAACUAAGUUUCGUAUGUAUUCGAAAUAUUAGUGUCGAUUGUCAGUGAAAUAAUAUUGUAAUGUUUAGUAUAGCUUUUAACACAUUUGCAUGUAUUUAAUGCACUAUUGUACACGUAUAGUUAUUUCAUGUUUUGACAUUGUAGAGUAUUUCUAAAUCACGCUCAGGCCGUCUGGAGAUUUGUAUGCAAAGUUGGAUGAUAGGUCUGGAUCUGUGAGGAGCAACCUGAGCAGUUUAUUGCUGUUAGCAACUUAUUUUUAAAAUAAAUUUAAUUUUAAUAUC
Molecule: messenger RNA, 4995 nt
Organism: Manduca sexta (tobacco hornworm)
Lineage: Eukaryota; Metazoa; Arthropoda; Insecta; Lepidoptera; Sphingidae
Gene: Nc73EF
Product: 2-oxoglutarate dehydrogenase, mitochondrial
Exons: 23
Coding region: 395-3592 (1065 amino acids)
Biological process (GO): tricarboxylic acid cycle
Cellular component (GO): mitochondrion; oxoglutarate dehydrogenase complex
Molecular function (GO): oxoglutarate dehydrogenase (succinyl-transferring) activity; thiamine pyrophosphate binding
Source: RefSeq, a predicted model, not a curated record